Molecule: messenger RNA, 4469 nt
Organism: Heteronotia binoei (common prickly gecko)
Lineage: Eukaryota; Metazoa; Chordata; Lepidosauria; Squamata; Gekkonidae
Gene: SEMA3B
Product: semaphorin 3B
Exons: 17
Coding region: 65-2350 (761 amino acids)
Biological process (GO): axon guidance; negative regulation of axon extension involved in axon guidance; negative chemotaxis
Molecular function (GO): semaphorin receptor binding; chemorepellent activity
Source: RefSeq, a predicted model, not a curated record
CUGCCUUUCAGCCACCUGAGGUUCAGAGUCCAGUGCUUGCAGGGGAGAAGAGGCAGCAGCUGCUAUGAUCCAGGUGCUUGUGCUGCUGUUGCUGGCUGGAAAUGGAGCUACGACUGCCAGUAGUAAUCCUCGUUUGAAGCUUUCCUUCCAAGAUCUACGAAUGCGCCAUGGAUUGCAAACCUAUGAGCUGGAGCGCUCCUGUUGCUACGACUCACUGCUGCUGGACGAAGAGAGAGGACGGCUUUUUGUGGGGGGGAAAAACUAUCUUGCCUCCCUGAGCUUGGACAACAUCAGCAAGCAGGACAAGAAGAUUUACUGGCCAGCACUUGUAGAGUGGCGGGAAGAAUGUAAUUGGGCAGGUAAAGACAUCAAUGCUGAGUGCAUGAACUUCAUCAAGAUUCUACACCUCUACAACCGCACCCACCUGUAUGCCUGUGGCACAGGGGCUUUUCACCCCAUCUGUGGCUUUGUAGAGGUUGGGCAGCGUGUUGAGGACACUGUUUUUAAACUGGAUCUCAGGAAUGUAGAGGAUGGAAAAGGGAAGAGCCCCUAUGACCCACGCCACAUGGCUGCCUCAGUGCUUGUAGGUGAAGAGCUCUAUUCUGGUGUGGCUACUGAUCUGAUGGGCCGUGACUUCACAAUCUUCCGCAGCCUGGGUCCGAGGCCUUCUAUCCGUACAGAGCAGCAUGACUCUCGAUGGCUCAAUGAGCCUAAGUUCAUUGAUGUCUUCUGGAUCCCGGAGAGUGAGAACCCUGAUGAUGACAAGAUUUUCUUCUUCUUCCGUGAAACGGCUGUGGAAGGAGCCCAAGGCUUGGGCAAGCACACUUUUGCCCGCAUUGGCCAAAUCUGCUGGAAUGACAUGGGUGGGCAAAGAAGCCUGGUGAAUAAGUGGACAACAUUUCUGAAGGCUCGGCUGGUUUGUGCAGUAACAGGCAGUGAUGGAAGCCACACCUACUUUGACUAUCUCCGUGAUGUCUUUCUCUUGCCAACCAGGGACAAGCGUAAUCCAUUGCUCUAUGCUGUUUUCACAACGUCCAGCACUGUGUUCAAGGGCUCCGCUAUAUGUGUUUAUCACAUGCAUGACAUACGUAGAGCUUUUCUGGGGCCUUUUGCCCACAAGGAGGGGCCCAACUAUCAGUGGGUGUCGUACCAGGGUCGGGUCCCUUAUCCACGCCCAGGAAUGUGUCCCAGCAAAACCUUUGGCACUUUCAGUUCUACUAAAGAUUUCCCUGAUGAUGUGAUUCAGUUUGCCCGCAACCACCCACUGAUGUACAACCCAGUGCUGCCACAUGGCCAGCGUCCCAUCUUCCUGCAGACCAAUGUGGAUUAUACCUUCACCCACAUUGCAGUAGACCGAGUAGCUGCAGCUGAUGGCCACUAUGAUGUCCUCUUCAUUGGCACAGACAUUGGUACAGUCCUGAAGGUAGUCUCUGUGCCCAAGGACAGUUGGGAAAAUAUGGAAGAGCUGCUACUGGAAGAGCUACAGGUGUUUAAGGACUCCUCUCCAGUUACCAGUAUGCAGAUCUCCUCCAAGCGGCAACAGCUCUACGUGGGAUCUAGGAAUUCCAUUUCCCAGCUGCCCUUGCACCGCUGUGGCAUCUAUGGCAAAGCCUGUGCUGAAUGCUGCCUGGCUAGGGACCCCUACUGUGCUUGGGAUGGCAACAGCUGCACUCGCUACAUGCAUAACACCAAACGGCGGUUUCGGCGCCAGGAUGUAAGGAAUGGAGACCCUAAUACAUUGUGUUCUGGAGAUCCCCAGCAAAAUAGUGUGCCUGAAAAGAAGGUUUAUGGAGUGGAAGGCAGCAGUGUCUUCCUGGAGUGUCUCCCUAAGUCACUGAAGGCCCAGAUUUUAUGGACAUACCAGAAAACCAGCAGUGCCACCCAGAAGGAGGUAUUGCUGGAUGAUCGAGUCAUGAAGAUGGAGCGGGGAAUCCUGUUGCGCAGUGUGCAGCGCAAAGAUGCUGGCCUCUACCACUGUCAUGCCACAGAACAUGGCUUCACACAGAAUUUGCUGCACCUUCAGCUUGAAGUGAUCCAUGCCCAGCAGGCAGAGUCCCUCUCCUCCUGGGAAGAGGAACCCACACAGCCCUUCCAUCGCAAGCUCUGGUACCAGGAUUUCCUGCAGCUGGUGGAUCAUCCCAAUCUCAGCACCAUGGACCAGGUGUGUGAGCAGUUGUGGAGCCACAAGAGCCACCAGCCCAAGAAGAAGCCACCACUACCCCCUCCACUUAGUGUCAAGGCCAAGAAUCAAAAGUGGAAGCACCUGGGGGAAAAACGAAAAGCCCGCAGCCGGAGAAUGCAUGAAGUGCCCCGUGCUGAGCGAGGACCCAGGAGCACUGACAUCUGGUGACCUGUGAAGAACAUAAACUGGACAGUCUCUAUUCUGGCAGGGGGCCAGGGGAGCAGGAUGGGAGUGUGGGGAAAGGGGAGGCUGAGAGAGCAGAAUCAUUCUUAGCUUCUUUGACUGACUGAAAAGGACUCCCUUCCACACAGGCCUGACACUUCUGGCUGCUGCUUGUGUAGUUUGUAGAGGAAGUGUUGUUGUCAUAGCGAUUUUAGCUUCCAUUUUUUUUAGAACCAGGUGCACACAACCUGACAGAAGUGGGGAAUUCUGCACCCCUUGACCACUUUUGUAAUGCACAACCAAAGAUGGAGGCUACCAAUCUCCAAACAAACUGAGAUGCAGGAAGCAAAACUGGCUAAAAUUCUUGCUUGCAAGGGUAUCCACUGCUAGCCAUCAAGGUGUAAUCUUGAAACUGAGGAAUGCACCAGCUCUGAAGCUUCCAGGUGUAACUUGGACAUCUUCCUUUGAACAGAGCAGCUCCCUGAUGCAUCUUCCUGUAAUAGGCAAAUCCCCUGUCUAGGACUCUUUUCAGAUACACAGGGUGGUAGCCCUCUUCUUCCCAUAGCCAAACCUACCCCACCAGGUGUGCAUUAAGUGUAGCAAUGUGCUCUUCACUGCCAGAGACAUAACAGAACCACUGAUGUAUUUAUUAACAGACUAUUUACUGAUGAAUGUAAAUCCACCACCAGGUGGCCCAACAGGAUUUAACCUCUGACAGGAGGGGGCAGGGCUGUUGUUGCCCAAAGGACCAUGGGUGCUUUUCUGACAUUUCCUGGACAAGUGUGUAUUAAGAUGUUGUAUGUGACUGUGGUGAUAACAGGAAAUAUAGAUAAGGGACCGUGCAGUAUCUCCUGCUCCAUUUCAUCUGUCCAUUGCAUUAUCAUUUGUCAGCCUCUCAGAUGACAAGCCAAUAUGUGGAAGAUUCUGCUGUGAGUGGCGUGUAUGUGGAUAUCUUCCAUUUGUGGGAGACCAGUGGCUACUGGGGAUGAAUAAGGGUCACUGGUACAGUUGAGGCUCUGGUCUAGCCAUAGCCUAUUCAUAUCUGUAGGCUCACAUUCAGUUAUGCAGCAAGACGAGCAACUCCUCCUUAAAACCAGUCACUGUGCCUUUUGUUCUCGGUAGGCAGAGAACGACUAACCAAGUGUGGGUGAUAGGGAAAAAUCUGUUCUUGGGCCCAAGCCAGUAGCCCAAAACCGAAGUUUGAACACUGGGGGCCUACACAGAAAAAGUCACCGAGUCUCAGCUUAUUUUGAAUCCUCCAUUUUAGGAACUCUUGGUGAGGUGCUUUUAUGAAGACCUAAGAAUGAUGCAGCCAUGCCCAUGGCACUAACCAUUUCCCAGGCGCUUCAGGACACCUGAGCUCUCUGGGCUGCUUCUUAAUUUUGAAGAAAAAUAAGGAGCUCCAGCAUCAAAUGUACGUCCACUUCUUGGCCUGGUAGUAGCAGUAUGUUCGUAUGCCAGACUGCAGCAUGGAGAGCAAGCCUGCCUGAUCCUAUUUCAUGAUUUGAGGCAUAAGAGCAGUUCCACAGGGCAUGAGAGGGUAUGGUCAGUACUCACCUAUCCAGCUGCAGGCAGCCAUCCAACAAGGAGCCAAUGAGACCAGAGACCGGAGUGUUCAUGAAACAAAUGGUUCGCUGUUCAGUUUAUUGUAAAAGGGUAGUAACAGGAAAACAAGUCUUGCAGCCUGUCUCUCCCAGAUUUCAUUAUAUACAUGUGAUUUUCUUGGGAAAUACCUGACUACACCAUCAGUGAGGAAAGCCUGACAUGCUCAAAAUGUGGUUGUCUUGAUUUCCAUCAGAAGUCCUAAUUAAUCCUGACACUAUAUGAAACUCUAACAAAUGGAAUAGUUUUCUGCUUUUAUUGUCCAUGCUUUAGGCCUCUGAGUUUAGACUCCUUGUGAUUUUUUUCAGUGAUGAGACAAAUUGCUGAUCUAAAACAAGACAAAUAUGAACACAUAUUUCAUGAAUUUUUAAAAAGGUUCUUUUGUAAUGCUGUAAACCAGGAGUCUUCCUUGACACUCACCAAGUGUUUUUAGAAAUUGGGUGGGGCUCUUGCCCACCUGGGAUUUCUGACUGGCCACUGAAGAUCUAACUGUGUAUGAAGACUAAAUUAACAUUCAGUGGCA